GUGCGGGGAGCGGAGCGGGGGGGCGCGAUUCCCCACCACCACCCCAGGCAGGCCUGCGCCAGGGGCAGCAGGCCCCGCUGCCAUGGCAACGCCGCUAGGCCCGGGGUGGGGGGAGGCCCUGUGCCCUUGGCCAAAGGACAGGAAGAAAUUUCCUUCAUUUCCCCUUAAACCAGCCACAGCUUCCCCAAAAGUCCUCGUGCGGGACUGUCGGCCCCCUGUUUGCUUACCUUCCUGUCCCCAGCCGUGUGGCAACGCUCAAAACCGUACGCGUGUUGUUUUUUCCAGAGAUCGUGUAUAUCUCCCUGCUUUUGCGGCGGUUCUGCUCUCCGCGCAGCCGGCAGCAUGUACCUGCGACGCCUUCUCCGAGCCCCGUGCUGGUGGGGUGCCGGCGUGCCUCGGCCCAUGCCGUGCACAACACUGGGGUCCGUCCAGGACAGGUGUUCCAGAUCUUGCCCGUAUAAAGCUGUAAUCUUUGACAUGAACGGAGUGCUCCUGCCGGCCCCUUACAAGGUAGCUGCAGACUGGGAGGUCCAGAACUGUAUUCCAGCUGGCACCAUCCAACAAGCUGUACGUGCUGGAGGGGAAAAUAGUCCCUCUCUGAAGUAUACCAGAGGAGAGCUGACGACUGUGGAGUUUUUGCAGGAAUUUGGACAGCAGUGCUUUGAGAUUGCAAAUGUUUCUGUUCCAGUGGAUUCAUUUCUCUUGGACUUAAUCAGAAAUGAGAUGAUAAAACAGCUCCCCAUAAUGGCAGAAGCAGUACAGUGUAUCCGUGCGGAAGGUCUUAAGACAGCUGUUCUAAGCAACAAUUUCUGUCUGCUGAAUGAAGAGAGCCUUCUGCCCCUAGACCGAAAGCAGUUUGAUGUGAUAGUCGAAUCUUGCCACGAAGGAAUAUUCAAGCCGGAUCCUCGUAUCUACAAGCUCUGCUUGGAGCGCUUGGGUGUUCAGCCCCAGGAAUCCAUCUUCCUUGAUGACAUCAGCCAGAAUCUAAAGGCAGCAGCCCAGCUUGGCAUUAAAACAGUGAAGGUUGAUGAUACAGAAGUAGCUUUCAAAGAGCUGGAAACCUGUCUGGGUUUUCCUUUGCGAGGGUUUGUUCCAUAUACUUGUUCGGUGAGACCGACCAUGGAGAUCCCCAAAAAUCGUCUCCAAAAGUACCUUGAAAAUGUCCUCAGUGGCCAGGCAACAGGUCCAUUGAUGUUACGGCAGUUUGGCCACGGACAGCCUACCCUGACCUACUAUGUCAAGUUUGGAGAUCGCUCGCUAGUGCUGAAGAAGGAGUCCUCUAGCGAUCUGCUUCCCACAGGCCCUGCUGUCACCAGGGAAUACAGGGUGCUGAAGGCUCUCUCUGAGGCCGGUGUUCCUGUUCCCACUGUACUUGCCCUCUGUGAGGACAGAAGCAUCCUUGGCACACCUUUCUACCUGAUGGAGCACUGUGCUGGCCAGGUCUACAGGGACGUCUCCCUCCCCGGGCUGCAGCCUAGCCAGCGGAGGGCUAUUUAUGCUGCCAUGAGUCAGGUCCUCUCCAAGAUCCACAGCGUAGACCUCAGAGCAGCCAAGCUGGAGGACUAUGGGGAGCACGGUAAUUACAUUCAGCGGCAAGUUCAGACCUGGACAAAGCAGUAUCGAGCUAUGGAAACGCAUGUUAUCCCAGCCAUGGAGAGACUCAUCAAGUGGCUGCCUCUGCACUUCCCUGAAUCCCAGAAGACGACGGUGGUGCACGGUGAUUUCAGGCUGGAUAACCUGAUCUUUCAUCCAGAGGGGCCAGAAGUCCUUGCUGUCCUUGGCUGGAAGCUUUCAACUCUAGGAGAUCCCAUCUCUGAUGUGGCAAAUAACUGCAUGGCCUACUUCCUGCCACCUCACUUUGAUACACUGAGAGGCUUGUGGAAGUGUGAUCUGGGGCGGCUGGGAGUCCCCACAGCAGAGGAGUAUUCCCAGAUGUACUGGGACCACAUGGGAAUAGAGCGCCCCGAGAACUGGAACUUCUACAUGGCCUUUGCCUUUUUCCGACUGGCCGUGAUGCUGCAGGGAGUCCACAGAAGCUCUCUGGCAGGCCACGUGAGGCCAGCCCCAGGUGAAAGCUGCCAGGAGCACGCAGCGUUCGUGGCUGACCUGGCUUGGGAUUUCGCUGUAAAAGAAGGAUUCCGUGUGUUCAACAGCCUGCCCACCACGAAGCCUUUCGUACGACCUUACAGCACAUGGGCCAGGCUUGGGCCAUUCCUCACCAGGAGCUACGUUACCCAGCCACAUCCUGGGGCAGCUCAUUUGCUCAAAGUCCCUCUGGUUGUUCCCCCCACUGGCCUGUUGGGGACAGCCCUGGGUCUUCACUGCAAGCUGGAAAGGGUCACGGAUGUCCAGCGGGGUCACCAGAUUUUCCGGCACAAAUGGACUCCACAUUCUCUUCUUGAAAAACCUAAGCAGGCAGAGAGUGCCAUGACCAAAGGAGCAGCUCCAACGAUGGCUGUAUGGGCCAUGGAUCAGGCUAACCAGGUCUCUGGAGCAGAGCGUCUCAGCGGUGCUGACCCCCAGCAUGGUGUUUCGCUUGGGCCUGGGCCCCACGUCUGCCCGAAGGUCCCACGCGCUUCACAGGGCAGCGCUCACUGAACUGGAACCGAGCUGCUAGCCAUGGCACGGGGCAGACAAGAGGCUAGACAUGCCGCCGCUCUGGCAUGGGAGAGGUCGUGCUAACUGCAGCCUGGGAGCUUCUGAAUUUCAAUGGCGUUUGCUGUUACCUGGUAUCUGGUUUCAGUGCCUCUAUUGCCAGGCUCAGUAAUGGUGGGGCAGAUUCCAUCCCUGGACCAUGAGGCUGCAGCCAUUCAACACCGGCCUUGCGAGGGGGAGAGCAGAUCAGGAAUGACAGGGUUAGGAUGCAAGUCUUGAUUUUGGGGGUAAAGAGAAUGGAGCAAGGCAUCUCUUCUCACUCAGCGCAACACCUCCAGCAACCUGCAGCUGCUAGUCAGCAGCAGGAAGAGUUGAAUCAGGCCAUGGAGGGUUCUGGCUUCAGGGGAGACUCUGAAGCAGGGGCAGGGCCUGACUCCCUGGAGCUGGGAGGAACUUGGAUGACCCCCAUGACUGCAGUGGAUAUCUCUGGGUUUUGUUGGGGACCAGCGACGAUGUGGACCAGAUCAACAGAGGCUUUCAGUACUUCACAGAGACCAGCAGCAGAAGCAGAAUCAUCCGCAUGAUUGUGGUAAUUCCUGGGCUCUUUAUUUGUAAUCUGGUAUUAAUGCAAUAUUAAAGUGAGGAACCUGC
Messenger RNA from Dromaius novaehollandiae (emu), 3246 nucleotides. It is a transcript of the gene ACAD10, whose product is annotated as acyl-CoA dehydrogenase family member 10. The record is from RefSeq and is a predicted model, not a curated record. Bases 343 to 2598 code for a protein of 751 amino acids. The transcript has 14 exons. NCBI's taxonomy places the organism in Eukaryota, Metazoa, Chordata, Aves, Casuariiformes, Dromaiidae.